AGGUGAGUGGACGGGGGCAGUUAUUUUUUAUUUAAUUUAGUUGUGAGUUUACAUCUUGGAUGUGUUCGAUUAGUCAUUACUGUGCUUUUUAUACACGUAGUUGGAAGUUUUGAAUCAUUUUGAGUUCGGCUGAAAGGUUAACUUCAGAUGUCAGUGAUGGAGCCAGAAGAGAACAUUGCGAUGGCCACUCCGGUGCUGGCCAUCAGCAACAAGGCAGUAAAGAACAAGAGAAGGAAGAUGGAGGACCGAACGGUGCUAGUCCACGACCUCAGAGGGGUAACGGACAAAAAGCUUCCGGACCAUUACGGCUUUUACGGCGUCUUCGACGGCCAUAUCGGCUACGACGCAGCUGCGUACUGCACCCAGCACAUGGCUCGCAAUCUGGCCGAAUCGCCGCAGUUCCCCGACAAGCCGCACCUGGCCUUUAUCGACGCGUUCUCCACCACCGACAAGGGCUUCAACGCGACGGGCAGUAACGCGGGCGCUGCGGUUGUGGCCGCGCUCAUCUCCAGUACACACCUGCACGUGGCAUGGAUCGGUGACUGCCAGGCGGUACUCAGCAGGGCCGGUCUGCCCGUGCGCGUCGUCAACCCGCACAAACCCGAGCGGCCGGACGAAAAGGCGCGCAUUGAGCAGCUGGGCGGCUUUGUCAAUUUUUACGGUUCCUAUCGGGUCAACGGCGUUCUGUCGGUGUCACGAGCCCUCGGUGACGAAAACUUUCGUCCGUUCGUGAGCGACCGGCCGGACGUAACGACUGUGGAGCUGGAUGGCACCGAGGACUUCCUAUUGCUGGCCUGCGACGGUUUCUUCGACGUGAUCGAUGCUGAGCAGACGGUGCGGAUGGUCAUGAACGACAUGGAGGAGAACCCAAACGAUUUCGCCGGUCUGGCCGAGCGUCUGGUGCGCACGGCCGUCGACCUGCGCUCCUCCGACAACAUCUCUGUGGUAGUGCUGCGUCUGGGAGGUCCAGUCGACACCACAGACGCUGCGGCGGCCACCCCCAGCGGCCGCGCGCCGGGCUCCAUCCGUAGCACGGACCCUUCCAUCGCGGCCGGCGGUGGCUGUGCCAGCGCCAGCGCCUCGCUGCUCGUGGACGAGAGUCUGGGAGGAGACGUGCCGCGGGUGGACUUUGACAGUCCGAGUCAGGGUCAGAUAACACCGGACAUGUUCAACGUCUCGGCGGCGUCUGGAGGCGCCGUCGAGCCGUCGGACUCCGGGUUCGACAUUGAGCGAGAGGUGAACCGGAUGCUGACGGGAGGAGGACGCGUGGAGAGAGACACGCCGUCGCCGACGACACAGACAUCGAACACUGAGCCGCCCCAUGUGGCGCCUGGAGGUUCAGGCGAGCCUGCGGAAGCUCCUCAAAAUGUGGAUAACGUGCUAUCCGAGAUCGACGGUCUCCAGGAGGUGGACAGUGACGUAGUGGAAGACGACGACGACGACUCGAGCAGCGAGGAGGACGCCCAGUGGAGCUACGUCGACGUCAGUCCCAGCGGAGCGGUGACCAAGACGCCCGUGUCGGUGACGCCUGUGGCCUCCGGAGCCUGCGCCAUGGAGUCCGGAGGAGGUGCCGAGCCCGGCUCGCCCCUGAACCCCGCUGCUGCCGAGUUCACGCCCGCCGGACACGACCUGAACCCCGGCGCGGCAGAGUUCGUGCCCGGCCAGCCGCCCGCCGCCGCUGCCGUCCCGGCAGAGGAGUACGAGUACGGCCAGGAGGGCGUGGCCGAGGCUGGCGGGACGUCGUCGACGGAUGAGAUCCUGGCUCGUCUGAGUGGCGGGAUCUCUGCGUUCGCGGAGCAGCUGGAGGAGAGUAUCGCUGCUGUCGCCGAGAGGUCGGCGGAGAAGAUGGCUGAACAGCAGGCUGAGCUGCGGACUGAGGAGUCGUCUAAGCCACCCGCAGGAGAGGCGACGGAGCAACCGGCUGAGGGCCAGGAUACCGACUUCUUCUCCCAGCUCGGAGAAGGCGUCUCGUCACUGACACAACAAAUCCAGAGGGGCAUUCAGGAGGGCAUUCAGGAGGGUAUGGACCACGCCGCCAAUCCGGCUGCCGAACAACCUACCGGUGAGACUCAGGACGCGGCGCCGGUGUCCGAGCAGACUUCCGAGAACACCGAGGGGAAGCAGGACCAGGGCGUGGACCUGCUGUCUCAGUUCAGCGCCGGCGUCACGGACUUUGUCCACCAGGUUCAGGACUCGGUCACUGCUGCGUACACGUCUGGCGAGCCUGAGAAGGCCGGGGACGCAGCGACGGACGCGGUGGCGGAGCCUACAAAGGAGCCAUCUGCCGGAGAGGGCGGCGACUUUUUCUCACAGCUGUCUGGCGGUGUGUCUUCUCUGGCGCAUCAGAUCCAGGAGGGCAUUCAGGAGGGCAUCCAGGAGGGCAUGGCGCGCGUCUCCGCGGCUGAGCCCUCGGCGGACGCUGGAGAGGAGAAGGCUGGAGACGCAGCACCCCAGCCGCCGUCUGAACAGCCCGGCCUCCUCUCCCAGCUGAGCGAGGGAGCGUCUGCGCUGGUCCACCAGAUCGAGGAAAGUCUGACAUCCGCGCAGGAGGCGGCCGCCGCCAAAGCGGCCGAAGCCGACUCGGCAGUGCAGGAAGGCGCUGAGGAGGCGCAGGAGGCGACAAAUGAUGCGCUCAAUGCGGCUGGCGAUGCGGCCAACGCUGGACUGGCGAAGGUGGAGGGUGCGGCAGACUCCGCCGCGCGAGGACUGGAGGAGACGCUACAGUCAGCCGCUGAUCAGGCGGAGCGCGUCACUUCUUCAGCCGCAGACUCUGCGGAGCACUCUGCUGGACAGGCGGAGGACUUCUUGCAGCAGGCGGCGGGGGAGGCAAACGACACUGUGGAAGAAGCGGCGGGGAAGGCGGAGACCUUCUUGGAACAGGCGGCGGGGCAGGCAAACGAUAUGACGGAACAGGCAGCGGAAUCUGCGGAACAGGCUGCAGGGAAGGCGGAUAACUUCUUGGAACAGGCGGCGGGACAGGCGAACGUCAUGGCAGAGCAGGCAGCGGAAUCUGCGAAACAGGCUGCAGGGAAGGCGGAGGACUUCUUGGAACAGGCGGCGGGGCAGGCAAACGACAUGGCAGAGCAGGCAGCGGAAUCUGCGGAGCAGACUGCAGGGAAGGCGGAGGACUUCUUGGAACAGGCUGCAGGAAAGGCGGAGAACCUGCUGGAACAGUCGUCUGGCCAGGCGGAGGACGUAGCGGAACAGGCGGCGGAGAAGGCAGAACAGGUGGCUGAGAAGGCAGACACCUUGUCCGAACAAGCGGCGGAGAAGGUUGAAAACGCUGUUGAGAAGGCCGAGGACAUGACGGAGCAGGCGACUGGGAAGGCUGAGGAUAUGGCUGAACAGGCGGUUAAGAAGGCGGAGGAGACGGCUCAGUCCGGGUCCGAGCAGCUAGAGAGUGCCGCGGAGACGGCAGCCGAGGAAACAGCCGGUCUGCGUGAGGCGGCCGCCGCUACUGUGGGCGCCGUCCUGGCCUCCGCCGCCGGCGCCGCUGCUGCUGUGGCUGCCACAGUCACCGGCUCAACAGGAGACACUGCGGAGAAGAAACCCGCCGACAAGCCCAAAUCUGCCGCCGCUGCGACCAAAACCAAACCCGGUGCCACCGCCAGCAAGGCCAAGCCGACUGCGACCAAGUCUACCCGGCCGACGACUGGCACGGCGGCGAAACCCGCGUCUCCUGCCACUGCUCGCACUGCCGCUAAGGUGGGAGCGGCCGCGCGGACCUCUCCUACAAAGACGCUGGCGGCGAAGGCUCCGGCUGCUGCCAAGGCGAGUCCCAAGCCGACGGCGACAACGGCGGCUCGCACCGCCGCUUCGAAACCUGCGCCCAAGCCGGCUGCUUCGACCGCAGCUCCGCGACCGGCCGCGGCCAAGACGACCGCCGCCCGACCGGCUUUGUCGAAAACGGCCUCUGGCACGGGGACCAAAACGACCACAGCCGCCGCCAAGCCGGUAGUGGGUGCUGCGAGGGCGACCACCUCUCCUACAAAGACGGCUGCCAGUCGGGUGGGCGCGGCUCCCUCCACGGCGCGGACGACGGCCGCCCGCCCUGCCGCCAGCGGCGCUCCCAAGGCCCCCACUGCCCGGUCAGCCUCGGGCACCACCCGUCCCGCUACCACCGCGGCACGCACCACGGCCACCACUGCACACAAAUCCCCCACCAAACCGGCCGCAGCCAAACCCGCCGCGCCGAAACCCACCUCGGCGAGGACCGCUGCACCAAAGCCCGCUCGCCCAGCGCCGGGCGCGGCCACUAAGACCACCCCGGGACGAGUGGCGCCGACCCCGCGCGCAGCCACUACUAACGGGGCGGGCCCGAAGAAGCCGGCGGAGGUGAAGAUGACUGCGGCGGCCAGCAAGGUGACGGGAACCAUGGCGUCCCGCGCGGCGGCCCGGGCGGCUGCGGCUUCGACAGCGGCGCCGGCGAACGCCGCCGGAGCCAAGAAGCCAACCACCACGGCGGCGAAACCGGCCGGCCACCGACUCUCGAUCGGCCGCACCAAGCCGGGCGCCGCCGCCAGCAAAACAGGCAAGGCCAAAUCACCCACCAAGGAGCCUGCAAAGGCCGCGGAGUCGGAGCUGCCACCCGUGGCCGACUGUGUGUCGGAGUCCGACAAACUGCCGUCCGAUGGCGCUGGAGACGCACCGGCCAACGUGAACGGCUCACCGACCGAGAACGGGGCCCCGCACGAGAACGGCGACCACGUGGACGAGCCCGCGGCGCACGUGGAAACGGGAGACCUGCUGGGGUCGGGCCUCGAGCCAGCGGCUGCCUCCGAGGCCAUAUGAGCUCCCGAGGAGAAAAACACGAACCCCGUUUGGUGCUCGCUGACACCGAAUUUGCGCUAGUGACGAACAAUGGCCUGCAAGGCGCGUCAACACACAAACGCUUGUGAUACGUGGUCGCAUCGAAGCAGUGAAUUGCUGCGAAGAACUGCUGGGCUCGGGCGCUGGCCCUGCACUGUGGUGCGCGUGCGCCCAAGGAAGUGUGCGAAUAGUGCGUGAGUGAUUGUGCGAUGAGUGCGUGAAUCGAAGCGUGAUUGUGAAAGAAUGAAUGCGAGUUCCUAUGAGUGUUGUGCCUGCGCUGCCGGCCGCUCUGCGGAGCGCGGAGGCGGCUGUCGGGCAGGUGCGCCGCUUUGGGGCGCUGCCGUUGGAAGCCCGCUAUUUUCACAUGUGUUGUAAAACGUAUUUUACUGAAGUCUGCUGCAAUGUUGGCGUCUGGAUGUGUCGGCUUGCGCGCCAGCGGCGAGGUGAAGAAGCUCUAGUUCAUGCUGUGCUCGCCAGGUGUGAAGCGUCUGCAGCGUCCGCUGGACCGCCGCACGCCCGUUUUAUCGUCACCGGCGCGGUCUUUGCGCGCUCUGGCGCUGUGUGCACGCUACUGUUCGCUGUUUCCGUCCGGGCGUCUCACGUGGGGCUUGUGCCUUCUGUGCCGCGUCCGCACCGUUUUCAACCGCCUCUGCUGGUCACACAGUCUGUCGUGUCGCGUCGGCUAGAUUUUUCGCUUCGUUCGGUCUUCCAUCGGCAAGGAACCGUCCGCAAUGAAGGCUGCUCGCGGCCCGACGCCGCCCCACAAAUCGUGUUAUGUGUUUUACUACUAUUAUAUUUCAGCAAAGCCCAAUAUACAGAACUAGUUUUUGA
This is a messenger RNA of Amphibalanus amphitrite, 5640 nucleotides long. RefSeq names its product mucin-19-like. The transcript is spliced from 12 exons. NCBI's taxonomy places the organism in Eukaryota, Metazoa, Arthropoda, Thecostraca, Balanomorpha, Balanidae. The record is from RefSeq and is a predicted model, not a curated record. The coding region runs from base 148 to 4791 and encodes 1547 amino acids. Gene Ontology annotation, molecular function: protein serine/threonine phosphatase activity. Gene Ontology annotation, biological process: protein dephosphorylation.